AUGUACCAUUUCGUCCACAGAGCGACCUUCGUACAGCGCUUCAGCAACUUCUGGGUUGGCGUCAACUCCGCCGUCAUCACCGACAACAUGGCCCGCUUCCCCCUCAGCGUCAACCCCAGCCAGCUGGUGACCCCCUACAUCACGCCGUGUCCCGAGGAUCUCCCCCAGACCAGCACAACGACCAGCACCACGACAACCACCACAACACCAACGACCACUACAACUACACCUUCUACAACGACGACUGCAACCACGACGACAACUACAAGACCAACAGACCGUGUAACCUCACCAUGGGUGACCACUCCUAGACAGGUUCUACCAACCCCGGCACCAGCCACACCACCUUCGGUACCAAAGGCAACAUCAACCCCGAAACCCACCCGUACUACAGUGGGCCUGGACGACAAGGGAGGUAAAUGCGGCACUACUCGGGGAUGCUUCAGCCAAUGUGUGGAGAAGGACUGCACAUUCAACGUGCAAUGGCGAGAUAUGGGGGACCGGGUGUGGUUCAGCUUAUCGGUCAAGGUGCUGCCGGACACACCCGACCAGUGGGUGGCUCUAGGGAUGUCGCAUGAUACGAAGAUGGGCGACGACAGCGUUGUUGAGUGUCUGAGUCAGGGCGGCAGACGCAGCAUGAGCAUCUCCUACAACUACCAAAGGUCCAACAGGAGAAUGAACCCGAUGAACCCCGUCAUCUUCCCCAUCUCCGACACCAUGGCAGACGGUGUACUCACAUGCGAGUUCGUACGGGCCAAGAUGGUGCCCGGAAACGACAAGAUUUACAACUUGGACAAGUCCUGGUUCAUGUUGGUCGCCCAAGGCCCCAUUGUUUCUGGCCGCAUGGAGCGUCACACCAACCUGCCGUGGGUGUCGAGGUACAGGGUCGACCUGAAGGCUACCCAGCAGAUGCAAGUGGCUUUCGGAGACAGAAUCUUCAUCAAGGUUCAUGCCUGUGCGAUGACCUUCGCGUGGAUGUUCCUGGCCAGCAUUGCUAUUGUCGUGGCCCGCUUCUACAAACCGAUGUGGCCCCAGUCCCGGGUAUGCGGCCGCAAGCUGUGGUUCACGAUACACCGGAUGUGCACGAUGUUGCUGGCGUUGUUGGUUGUGGGGGCUUUUGUCGUCAUCUUCCUGGAGGUCAAAGGUCUCAGUGAUGUAAGUGACACUUAA
Molecule: messenger RNA, 1170 nt
Organism: Haliotis rubra (blacklip abalone)
Lineage: Eukaryota; Metazoa; Mollusca; Gastropoda; Lepetellida; Haliotidae
Product: putative ferric-chelate reductase 1
Exons: 7
Coding region: 1-1170 (389 amino acids)
Biological process (GO): regulation of glutamate receptor signaling pathway
Source: RefSeq, a predicted model, not a curated record